CCACGGCUCCCAGCUUUCAUUCAAGCCAUCACAUCACCUCAACCGGGGUGUGGAUGCCGACCCUAUCGCGGCGCUCAACAAUGGUACCGAACAUGUGGUGUCCACAAAUGUUCGGAAAAUCCCUGGCGAUCAUCGCUCACACGACCCACGAAGAAGGCGCUAACAACCAGCGCUGUCAUCUUGUACUGGAGUCACGCUCCCCUCAACUAGGAUAGAGCCAAUGACGUCAAUUGAAUGACGUAGUCUGAAGCAACCCCCACGAGGAAAUGGCGCCAGAGGAGGGGGUCCACAGACAGGAGGAGCGGGUGUGGUCCGCCGUGAAACAAUUCCGUGCCUCGUCGGCCUCGGUCCCAGACCGCGAUACGCCGACGAAGGUGUACAUCGAUCGGAAUGGAUCCUCGGUCUGGCCUGGAGAAGCCGGGGAACCCUCAGCAGGCCGCGCUCGGUGACUUGAGGUCGCUGUUGGGUGCUGUCGUGCGGAACCUCGCGGGGACGCCCAUGGCAUCGCAGUUGACCAUCCAGCUGUGGCGGAGGCCAAACGUCGCGCCCUACAGAAAGGUGGCCCCUUCGACCUUUUCCCUCUACCUUCACCGUCCCAGACGGACCGAGAGCUGUUUUAAAAAGGAGCGGAACAGUGCCACUUGACCUCCGCCAUUCUUCGCGGUAUCAAUCACGAAGAUGGGCGUGAGGCAGGCACUCCCUAUCUCACGGAUGGAGACGGC
This is a messenger RNA of Ectocarpus sp. CCAP 1310/34, 722 nucleotides long. The record is from the annotation of a GenBank genome assembly. Lineage: Eukaryota; Phaeophyceae; Ectocarpales; Ectocarpaceae.